UUAUUUUGAAAGUUGUUUACCGGAAGUCAUGGUUUUGCCUUGACUACCAUGACACCGGUGAGGUGAGCAGGCAGAAAUCAACGCCGAGGGAACUUUUUAAAACUACUGUGACGCCAGAAUGGAGGUAUCAAGGAGAAGAAUCCUCCAGAAACAUCUGGAGCCAGCGAGACCCCUGCGCCGCUGCAUCCAUGUUGACACUGAACCCAAAAUAAAUGCUGGUACAUGUGCACAGGCACUGAUGACGGAGGAGGAUCCUGAGACAACUAUUGGCAUAGAGCAGUUCUGCAAGAUUGUCAACCUCCACAAACAGAAAGGCAGAAUAUCUUACAACAGAGAUUUUUUAAUUGGUCUGGCAAGUUGUCCUGAGGCCAGGAAGAAGCCGCAAUUCUUGCCAGAGCACCCCAUAGUCCUAAUGGAGGCUAGAGAUCUUGCACACCUCAAGCUUCAUGAAAUGAAGUGGAAUGGAGGAAAAGAAGACAUGGUGGCAGAAAGGCUUCACUCACCUUGAAAAAUGUGCACAGGUUUUCACUACCUACAAAGAGUGUUUCUGUUUUAUUUACUUAUAGUUCUGUGUGAAUUUUAUUUAACUUGUGACUUUUGCAUGUUUAUUAUUUUUGAAUGAGACUGUUUUGAGGUGAAGUUGUACAAAGUCAUAAUACGAAACACCUUAAGUAUGAGUAUUGCAUUUUGCUUACAUUUUCUGCUGUGGAAGAUUUUGGCUAGAGUGAAGUAUUUACAUUUGGUAAAAAUGUUUUAAACAUAGCAUAUUAAUGGCUACUUGUCAGCUGUGGUGGUAAUGUUUCGUUUAAAGAAACUGGUGGCAGGGGGGAUUAAUGCCAUUUAAUGCAGACUCAACUCAUCAUAAUAGAGUCAUAAAACAAACCCUACCUGAAGUGACGGUGGUCAAAAGAACGUUUCUCAUCAGCUGUUUUAGAGCAGCAUUGUGAUUUAACGUGUCUUACUAAACAUGUUAACUCUGAUAAAGGAAUGUUUGGCCCAACAGUUUUGUGUGUUGAUCUUUUCUUUCUUGCAUGUAAUUAAAGCUUUAAGCUGCAAUAAUGAAUAUUGUAUCAAAUAACUAUGUGUAAUAUGUGAAAGAUCUUGCUCAACAAAUGUAACGCAACUCCGCGGUACUCUGUUUUAUGGAGUAUUUUAGUGUUAGGAUUAUUGUUUUUGGUUUUCUGCUCCACCCUUAACCUCAAUUCCUGCCUCAGCUACCAGCUGU
Molecule: messenger RNA, 1225 nt
Organism: Cottoperca gobio
Lineage: Eukaryota; Metazoa; Chordata; Actinopteri; Perciformes; Bovichtidae
Gene: gra
Product: granulito
Exons: 7
Coding region: 119-508 (129 amino acids)
Source: RefSeq, a predicted model, not a curated record